GGGAGCCCGCGCAGCCCCAGCCCCGCGCACGAUAUAAGAAACGUGUUUCCCUAAACAUGGGUGAAACAGAGCAGAGGCCAACAGCAGGAUCCCGAUUAGGAGCUCAGGAAAAUGCUGGGAUCAGUACCUUGGAGCAUGGACAGAAACCACCUAUGACACCUCCAGGAAAACUCAUCUCCAUCAAAAUCCAAAUGCUGGAUGACACACAAGAAACUUUUGAUGUUCCGCAAAGAGCUCCAGGGAAAGUUCUGCAUGAUGCUGUUUGCAACCACCUGAAUCUUGUUGAAGGCGACUAUUUUGGCCUUGAAUUUCCAGAUCAUAAAAAGAUGAUGGUAUGGCUUGAUCUUCUGAAGCCUGUUAUGAAACAAAUUAGAAGACCGAAGCACGUAGUGGUAAAAUUUGUGGUAAAAUUCUUCCCACCUGACCACGCUCAGCUGCAGGAGGAACUGACAAGGUACCUAUUUGCAUUGCAAGUGAAGCAGGACCUGGCACAGGGAAGGCUAACAUGUAAUGAUACCAGCACUGCCCUCUUAAUCUCACACAUAGUACAAUCUGAGAUUGGAGAUUUUGAUGAAACCAUAGAUCGUGAACACUUAGCGAAGAACAAAUAUAUACCUCAACAAGAAGCACUAGAAGACAAAAUCAUGGAAUUUCACCGUAACCACAUGGGACAGACACCAGCAGAGUCUGAUUUCCAGCUUUUGGAGAUUGCCCGUCGACUGGAGAUGUAUGGAAUACGCUUGCAUCCAGCCAAGGACAGGGAAGGGACAAAAAUCAACCUGGCUGUUGCCAACACAGGCAUUCUGGUGUUUCAGGGUCAUACCAAGAUCAAUGCCUUCAACUGGGCUAAGGUUCGAAAGCUGAGCUUCAAGAGGAAACGCUUUCUUAUAAAACUACGGCCUGAUGUGAAUAGUUCAUUCCAGGACACCUUGGAAUUCCUUAUGGCCAGUCGAGAUUUUUGCAAGUCUUUCUGGAAGAUUUGUGUGGAGCAUCAUGCCUUUUUCAGGCUUUUUGAGGAACCUAAACCAAAGCCUAAACCUGUUCUUUUUUCUAGAGGUUCAUCAUUUAGGUUCAGUGGUCGGACUCAGAAGCAAGUUCUUGACUAUGUUAAAGAAGGAGGGCACAAAAAGGUGCAGUUUGAAAGGAAACACAGCAAGAUUCAUUCCAUCAGGAGUCUGACUGCACAGCCUUCAGAACAGCAUACAGAGGUGCCAAAACAAAGCACUAGCUUGGCCCAUGGAGACGACAAUGAUAUUGCAGCAGUACAGAGUUCCCGACAAGAAAAGGAAUUGAAAGCUUCCACAGAAGACACUGGACAGCACAAGAGCCCUUCCUUGAAGAAGAGCCCAAAGGAAGUCAAAAAGGUGGACGGAGCAGUGGUCUCAACAGUGGAGGAAGAAGAGGAAGCUGCUAAGGACAGGAUGCAGCAGAACAGACCUCAAUCCCAGCAACCAAGCACAGGUUCUCUGACUGGCAGCCCUCACCUUUCAGAACUUUCCAUCAAUUCCCAAGGGGGACCAUCCCUGGUAAAUAGGUCUUUAUCUCCGAAUUUGAGCCCUGAUGCCAAGCAGUCAUCUCCCUUGAUUAGCCCUUUGCUAAAUGACCCAUCAUGCAUCAGAACUGAUGAUGAGGAAGAGGUCAAAAGAAAGAGAUUCCCAACUGAGAAGGCUUACUUCAUUGCUAAAGAGGCAGCCACCACAGAACGAACAUACCUGAAGGACCUUGAAGUCAUCACAUCGUGGUUUCAGAGUGCAGUGAAUAAGGAGGAUUGCAUGCCUGACACACUGAAAAAUCUCAUUUUCUCCAACUUCGAACCUUUGCACAAAUUUCACACUGGUUUUCUCAAGGAAAUUGAGCAGAGACUUGCUCUGUGGGAAGGCCGCUCUAAUGCUCACAUUAAAGGAGAUUACCAAAGAAUCGGAGAUGUUAUGCUAAAGAACAUUCAGAGUAUGAAGCAAAUGACAAUUCACCUGAGGAAGCACAAUGAGAUUUUAAUUGAGUUGGAGAAUGGGAUUAAGAACUCUCGCAAGCUGGAGACCUUUUGCAGGGAUUUUGAGCUACAGAAAGUCUGCUACUUGCCUCUCAAUACCUUCCUUCUCAGACCUUUACACAGGCUUAUGCACUACAAGCAGAUAAUGGAGAGGCUUUGCAAACACUACCCACCUGACCACAUAGACUUCAGGGAUUCAAGAGCUGCUUUGGCUGAAAUUUCUGAAAUGGUGGCUCAGCUCCAUGGCAAUAUGAUAAAGAUGGAGAACUUCCAGAAGCUGCAUGAACUCAAGAAAGACUUGAUAGGCAUAGACAAUCUGGUGAUCCCAGGAAGGGAGUUCAUUAGACUUGGCAGUCUUAGUAAGCUGUCUGGAAAAGGUUUACAGCAACGGAUGUUCUUCCUGUUCAACGAUAUCUUGUUGUACACCAGUAGAGGCCUGACAGCAUCCAAUCAGUUUAAAGUCCAUGGGCAUCUUCCACUGUAUGGCAUGGCAAUGGAAGUAAGUGAAGAGGAAUGGGGAGUUCCUCAUUGUCUAACACUACGAGGUCAACACCAGUCCAUCGUUGUUGCUGCAAGUAGCCGUGCUGAAAUGGACAAAUGGACUGAGGACAUUCAGAUGGCAAUAGAACUGGCCGAGAAAAGCAGUGGCCCUACUCCAGAGUUACUGGCUAGCAGCCCACCUGAUAAUAAGUCUCCUGAUGAAACUACUGUAGACCAGGAAUCUGAGGACGACCUCAGUGCAUCCCGCACCUCACUCGAACGUCAGUCACCACACCGUGGCAACACUACGGUGCACGUCUGCUGGCACAGAAAUACCAGCGUGUCAAUGGUCGACUUUAGUAUUGCUGUGGAGAACCAGCUGUCUGGAAACCUCCUAAGAAAAUUCAAGAACAGCAACGGGUGGCAGAAGCUUUGGGUGGUGUUCACCAACUUCUGCAUGUUCUUCUAUAAAUCGCACCAGGACAAUCAUCCUUUAGCCAGCCUUCCUUUAUUGGGAUAUUCACUUACCAUUCCUUCUGAAUCUGAAAACAUUCACAAAGAUUAUGUGUUCAAGCUGCAUUUCAAAUCCCAUGUGUACUACUUCAGGGCUGAAAGUGAAUACACAUUUGAAAGAUGGAUGGAAGUGAUCCGAAGUGCCACCAGCUCUGCCUCACGCACUCGAGCUCUGAGUCAUAAAGAGCCUCACGCCUAUUGACGGCUGAAGAAGCCGCCAUGUUGAUUGUCCAGCAGCUGCUGAUUUUCUAGAGGACGUUUAAAACUCUUUUCUCCCUCCAAGUUUAGUAAAACUUGCAAUUUGGUAAAAGAAAAGAAAAAAAAAAACUAAGUAUGGUUUUGCAGAAACUUUAACAAUUCCUCUGCAAAACAGUUUUAAGUUCUCCGUACAUUCAGAGUAGCUUUCCAUCCUCCCAGUGGCUGCGGUUUGUUUCAUGUCUUGUAUUUUGUCAUUCUGUGCUGUUUUUAGCUUGUGCCAGUAUUAAAAUAUUGUCCUUAUUAGAGUGCCAAAUGCCAAAAGACAUUUUGUUGCCUCAAAGAUUGCACCUAAAAAAAGA
Indicator indicator is the source of this 3540-nucleotide messenger RNA. RefSeq names its product FERM, ARH/RhoGEF and pleckstrin domain protein 1 (gene FARP1). Gene Ontology annotation, molecular function: cytoskeletal protein binding; guanyl-nucleotide exchange factor activity. Gene Ontology annotation, cellular component: cytoskeleton. The transcript has 27 exons. The coding region runs from base 57 to 3185 and encodes 1042 amino acids. The record is from RefSeq and is a predicted model, not a curated record. NCBI's taxonomy places the organism in Eukaryota, Metazoa, Chordata, Aves, Piciformes, Indicatoridae.